Prunus dulcis (almond) is the source of this 1531-nucleotide messenger RNA. Its product is annotated as UDP-glycosyltransferase 76F1-like. The record is from RefSeq and is a predicted model, not a curated record. Gene Ontology annotation, molecular function: UDP-glycosyltransferase activity. The transcript is spliced from 2 exons. NCBI's taxonomy places the organism in Eukaryota, Viridiplantae, Streptophyta, Magnoliopsida, Rosales, Rosaceae. Bases 106 to 1491 code for a protein of 461 amino acids.
CACAAUAAAGAAAAAUAUAUUGCCUAUAAGAACUCAACAAGUAGCAAAGUACAACAAUCUCAGAAUCAGAAGCCAAGCAAACACAGUCAGUGAUUCUGAAUUCUAAUGGAGCAAAGCAGAGGUCUGAGAUUGAUACUUCUCCCACUGCCAUUUCAAGGCCAUAUAAACCCAAUGCUAGAACUGGGCAACCUUCUUCACUCCAAAGGCUUCUCCAUAACCAUCGUCCACACCAAGUUCAACUCUCUCAACCCUUCAAGCCACCCACACUUCACCUUCCACUCAAUCCCUGUCGACUUAUCUGAAUCUGAGGCCUCCAUAAAGGAAGCUGGCCGUCUUCUUUCUCUUAUAAACGCUAAAUGUGUUGAGCCUUUCAGGGAACGCUUGGCUACCUUGUUAUCCGAUGCAGAGGAGGACCCUGUUGCUUGCUUGAUCUCAGAUCCUCUCCUUCACUUCACUCGAUCAGUUGCAGAGAGCUUUGAGCUCCCAAGGAUUCUGUUAAGGACUGGGGGCGCCGCUUCCUUUGCUGUUUAUGCUGCUUUUCCACUUUUGAAGGAAAAGGGUUACCUCCCAAUACAAGAUUCUCGACUAGAAGAGCCAGUGACAGAGCUGUCACCUUUCAAAGUUAAAGACCUGCCCAGAAUGGACACUUGUGACCCUGAGAGUUUUUACCAACUGAUAACCAACAUGGCAAAUGAACCUAAGGCCUCAUCUGGACUCAUUUUCAACACUUUCGAAGACCUUGAACAACAUGCACUUGCCACACUUCGCCAAGAUUCUUACCCCAAUAUUCCAAUUUUCCCAAUAGGCCCAUUUCACAAGUGUGACUCUGCAGCAUCCUCUUCUUCAACUGGCUUAUUAACAGAAGACCAGAGUUGCAUUUCAUGGCUAAACACUCAAGCACCGAAAUCUGUUGUGUAUGUUAGCUUUGGGAGCAUUGCUGCAGUAAAAGAAGCUCAGUUUUUGGAGAUAGCUUGGGGACUAGCCAACAGCAACCACCCAUUCUUGUGGGUAGUUCGACCCGGAUUAGUCCAUGGAUCAGAACCAUUGCCUGAUGGGUUUCUUGAGAGUUUGAAUGGGAGGGGCCACAUUGUGAAAUGGGCUCCACAGAAACAAGUACUGGCUCAUCCAGCAGUUGGAGCCUUUUGGACUCACAAUGGUUGGAAUUCUACAUUGGAGAGUGUUUGUGAGGGGGUCCCUAUGAUUUGCAUGCCAUGUUUCAGUGAUCAAAUGGCCAAUGCAAGAUAUGUGAGCCAUGUUUGGAAGGUUGGGGUGCAGAUAGAGCAUGGCAUUGAGAGAGUUGAGAUUGAAAGAACCAUUAAUUUGUUAAUGGUGGAAAAAGAAGGGGAAGAUAUCAGAGACAGAGCAUUGAAGCUAAUGGAGAAGGCAAUUAUUUGCCUCAAAGAAGGUGGCUCUUCAUACCAAUCUUUGGAUGGCUUGGUUAAACAUAUUUUAUCAAUAAAAUCCUUUGCUUUUGGAAAGCAGAGUGAGUGAUCCCUUGUUUUUCAAAGGGCUUCUUAGGUCUAGGUUGAAA